Messenger RNA from Dendrobium catenatum, 6790 nucleotides. Its product is annotated as autophagy-related protein 2. The coding region runs from base 198 to 6338 and encodes 2046 amino acids. Gene Ontology annotation, molecular function: phosphatidylinositol-3-phosphate binding. Gene Ontology annotation, cellular component: extrinsic component of membrane; phagophore assembly site. Gene Ontology annotation, biological process: reticulophagy; autophagosome assembly; autophagy of mitochondrion. The transcript is spliced from 13 exons. The record is from RefSeq and is a predicted model, not a curated record. Lineage: Eukaryota; Viridiplantae; Streptophyta; Magnoliopsida; Asparagales; Orchidaceae.
CCUCCCCCUACCUCCUAACUUCUCCCUCGCUUUUGGAUUCAUUCGAUGGGCAAAACUCCGCCGCCUUCUCCACGAAAUCCCGAUUGCCGCUACCGCCGUCGCAGCCGCCAGAUCGCUAUUUAAGGGUUAGAGUAAUUACGCCAGUUCUGCCGUCUCCGGCGUGAAGGACGGCGGCGGCAUCUACUACCGCGGAAGAGAUGUUUCGGUGGGAUUUUGCUGAGUCGAUUUUCUCGAAGUGGGCGAUCAAGCGAGUUUGCAAGUUUCUUUUGAAGAAGAAGUUGGGGGAUUUCAUUCUUGGCGAUAUUGAUCUUGAUCAGCUCGAGGUGCAGUUUACUCGCGGAACUAUACAGCUCUCCGACCUCGCCGUCAAUGUCGAUUACAUCAACCAGAAGUUUGCUGGGGCUGCAGUGGUAUUGAAAGAAGGAUCAAUUGCUUCCCUAUCAAUUAAAAUACCAUGGAAGCUGCAGAACUGUCAGAUAGAACUUGAAGAACUUGAACUUGUGUUUGCUCCAUUCACGGGAAGCAAGAUUCAGGUGUCUAGCAGCUGUUUGGAGUCAAGUAGCGGUCAUAAACAACAGAUGAGCCUUGGCCCAGAUGAAAAUGGACCGAAGAUCAGCCGAGAGAGCUAUGGAUCAGUUUCUCUAGAUAUUCAUGAAGGAGUUAAGACAAUCGCUAAAAUUGUGAAAUGGCUUCUUACUAGCUUUCAUGUAAGGUUAAAAAAUCUUAUAGUUGCAUUUGAUCCUUGCUUAGAGAUGAAUGAAAAUAGAUUGCCAGUAGACAAAUCAUUGGUUCUUCGAAUUGCGGAAACAGAAUUUGGAACCUGCCUUUCUGAAGAUGUUGUGCAAACUCAAAUUCCUAUGGCUGAUUGCCUUCUUGGAAUGGCGAAGCUGACAAAUUUUGUGAAAUUUGAAGGUGCUGUGAUUGAGGUCCUUAAGAUGCCCGACAUUGAUAAGAGUCCUUGUCCUCAGGAUAGUCUAGAAACUAUAUGUAAUGAUUACAGUUCAAGUGGCUUACCAUUAAGCAGUACCACGGCAAUUUUGACUGGUAAAAGUGGGGGGAUCUCAGGAAGAAUGAACAUAUGCAUUCCCUGGAAAAAUGGAUCUCUUGAUUUUCAUAAAGUUGACGCUGCUGUCUGUUUUGAUCCUUUUGAAUUAAGGCUGCAACCCAGCACCAUCGAGUGGAUUAUUAUCAUAUGGGAAUCCCUCAAAUAUGCUAGCACAGCUGCAAGGAGCUGUGUUCAGUUUAACACGAUUGAUUCUUCUUGCUCAAAAUCUGGAUUGCAUAGCUACUCGUCUUUGAGAAGUUCUACUAUUUUGGGGGCUGAUAUUACAAAACCAAGCAUCAGGAAAUUUUCAGAGGAAUUGCAUUCUGAUAUCAAUAGAGAGACAAUUCCUGAGGAUCUACUUCCUCAAACACAUGUUAUUCAGAACUGGGUGCCAUUUUCAUUCAAAGAAGACCAAGCAGAAUUGGAGCAAGAUUAUGGAGCAAGCAUAGAUCAAUUUUUUGAAUGCUUUGAUGGGUUGCGGAGUUCUCAGGCAAAUUCUGGAACUAGUGGGCUAUGGAACUGGACUUAUUCAGUUCUCAGCGCAAUUAAUGUUGCAUCUAACCUGGCUUCUGGUUCUGGUCAUAUGCUUACAGAGCAACAUGUUGAGACCUGUUUAAGAGCAACUGUCACAGGGGUCUCUCUUUUCCUUUUUUUCCAUGACAAGGAAGAAAAUGUUUCUGAUCAGUUACUGGGUGGUGACAGGGAUGCCAACAAGUCAUGCCGACUAGAUUAUUUAAGCUCUCCAACAAGUUGUACACAAACCUUUGACUCCUAUGCGAGCUGUUUUUCAUCUAUGAAUGUUGAUCAGUCAACCAUUGCUGAACCUAGUUUGACUGGAUUUAAGAUGCACCAUCUUGAAGCAAAGUGUCAAGAUGUAGUUAUUAAUUUUCAGAUUGGCUCGCGAAAGAAAGAUUGUCAAAUAUCAAUCAAGCAUGUCAAAAUGGAUGAGUACUAUGAUCAUAAAAGUCAUGUCAAGAUGUUUGGCUUUUCUGAUAACAGUGACUGUGGUGAUCAGAUGCUUAGAAAUAAAACUAUGAAGCAAAAAGUUCUAGAUGCUCUCCCUCCCUUUCCUGCUUUUGUCCAAGAGUAUGAUUUAGAAUCAUCUGUUGAGCACAAUUUUGAGAAAAUAAAUGAAAAUUAUUCAUCUCAGGAUCAGAUGAUUAAGGUUGGUCUCAUGGAAUCGUUUGGUGACUGCAGCUUCCAAUGUGUUGUUAGUCUUUCAGAUUUAGAUGGAAGUUCAGUCGCUUCAAUUACUUUUUCUUUGCAUUUUCCACCGUGUUUUAUGUGGCUCCACUUUCAUUUAGUAGACUCGCUACUGAAUCUCUUCAAAAAGGUUGAAACCUGUAUUAAGAAACGUAGCGAUAACAGAGAUUUUGUUUUUUAUGACUCAUCUGGUGAUAAAAAAUUGGUCUCCCCUCAUGAUGUGAAAGGUUGCGAUUCUUCCAUGAAGACAAUUUCUAAUGUGCAAGGAAAUAUUGUCUUUGCUCAUACAAGGAUCAUAAUUUGUUUUCCUCUGCAAAGUAUGGAAGACUUUGAGCAUUUAUACCUUAUGGAUAAGUUCAUCAUUCUUGAGCAUUUCCCAUUGCUUAUUGCUGAAGAAGUUUUGCAUGUUUAUCCUUGUCCGUUAAAACAACUAAUUGCACCAAAUAGUAGUACUUGCUCCCCUACCUUUUCCUUGCAUUUUGAGCUAGGGACCUUUGACAUAUACUUGACUAAUUCUAUAAUCAAAGAUGUUGCUGCUGAUCAAUCUAUUCCAUUAGAAGUGAAAGAUGUCUCUGCUGUGAAAGUUCUUUCAUUGACCAAUAAAACAGGUGACAAACACUCUGGAAUUAGUAUAGUUUGGCAAAAAGGUCCUGUAACUGGUCCUUGGAUGGCAAGUAGAGCUUGGAGCAUGGCUUCUACACAUGAUCGAAGAAGUAGGAAUAAAGUCACCGGAAAAGAUUGUGAAUUUUCUUCUGUGACAGCAGUAGAGGACUUUGAGAUGAAUAGUUCUGAUAUUCAUCAGGAGUUGAUUCUUAGCUCUGGGCUUCUCCUUUAUUUAAGUUUUUCUAUCAUUAGGCUCAAUCUCCACAGUCAUAAUUAUGAAAGAUUGAAUUACCUUUUAGAUAUUGCCAGUAACGGCUUAUCUAAUGGAGGUUCUUCUAAAUUGAGUGUCUCUGAGGAGGAGCGGACUCUGUGUAAAGAAAAUGCAUCUCAAAAAGCUAUUAUUAUGGAUUGUGAUGUCUUGGAUUUAUGCAUUGUGUUCGAUGAGGUACCUGACUGCAGCCAUUCGGUUCAGAAGGAGCUGGUGGGUUCAUGGAAUUGCUUUAGUCUCAUGAUUAAGAACUUUGAGAUUAUGUCUGUCUCAAAUAUUGGUGAAGUUAGUGGCACAAACUUUUUCCGGCUCGUUCAUGGAGAAGGUCAAUUAUGUGGUUCCUUAUUCAAUGGUAAUAACUGUACAUCGGACACAACCCAGGAUGUUCUUUUGAUAUCGUGCAUGAACUCUGCUAGCGGGCGGGGAGGAGGUGAUGGUGCCAAUAUGCUGUCUUUCGGCUCUGCUGGAACUAAAAUUACUUACCUAUGCAAUCCCCAAUUAUCUCGCAGUUACACAUCCAUACUUGUUCAUUGCGGGACAAUCAUUGCACCUGGGGGCCGCCUAGAUUGGGUUAGCCAUUUAUGUUCGUUCUUUAGCUUGCCUUUUGAAAAGGAAUCAUCUAUCAUUGAUGUAAACCAAGCUGAGCCUUCUUCAAAUUCUACGAAUUAUGAGGCAUCUUUUUUUCUUGAUUUGGUGGAUGUAGCUCUAAGUUAUGAGCCACACUUUAAACGUCUGGCUAUAAAUGGUGACAGUGCAUAUGCUGGAUGUGAUGAUAUUUUUGAGCUAAGUCAAGGAAUAGCUGAACAACUAGUGGGCUGCCUUUUAGCUGCAUCUUCAUUCAGCGUAUCUAAUUAUGCCAUGUCAAACUCUGCAAUUAGUGAUUACAAUAUCCAGUUACAAGAUUUGGGACUUCUUAUUUGUCAGUCCUCAGGCUUGAACAAUGAUUAUGGGAGUUAUGAUGUUAGUUAUCUGCAAAAGACUGGUUAUGCCAAAGUUGCUUCGGGUAACCUUUUAGUGGCUAUUAUCAAAAUUAGUAGCUUAAGGUGGGAAGUUGAAUGUUCAGAAUCGCAUAUCAAUUUUGAUACCUGCCAUGAUACAACUCAUGGUCUGUUUCGCUUGAUUGCUCAGUUGCAGCAGCUUUAUGCGCCUGAUAUGGAAGAUACUCUUGCACACCUGCAAUCUAGGUGGAAAAGCGUCCAGCAAAGUCAAAACGCAAAUGAAUCUGAUGAUGCUUCAGAUAGUUCUCAUUCUUCUAGUAGUUUGGAUGCUGGGAAGAAGCUUUCUACAAGUGAUGACAACUCUUUGUCUAUUGGGCUGUUGGAUGGGAUUGUUGAGAAUGCUUUUCACCCAACCAAAGGGUCUAGUAUUCGUCUUAAUCCUUCUGUACUUGGCCAGGAUAAUUAUUUUGAUAAUGUGAAUACAAAUUCGAGCAUCUCUCAUGUUGACGAUGUCUCUUCUGUGAAAGUGUCUUUUAUGGGGUCAGCUUGUAACUUGGGAGUGGAGCACUCUUGUUUAGAAAGUAACUCAGUAUUGGAUAAUAUUGAAAUAGAAUCUGAGAAGGAAGAAUCUCUUCCCCAACUCAUUGAAAGCUACUAUUUUCCUGAGAUAAUUGCACCUUCCCUAACUGUGAAAAGAAGUCUACCAGUAGAAGAUCAGAGAUGUAAAUAUGGUUUGCCUUCUCGUGUUGUUGACGGUGGAAAGGGUGGAUGGUAUGAGGAUGGUCACCUGAUGAUAGUAGAUAAUCAUAUUCCAAAUUCUAUACUUCUUGAUUCUGAUCAACAUCAUGAGAAAACAAAGUUUGUGCCUGGUGAUUCGGAUGCUUCUGCUCAUUGCAGUGAAAAAGGGAAGAUACUUCUUAAGAAUAUAGAUGUUAGAUGGACCAUGUUUGCUGGAUCAGAUUGGUCUCAACAAAUGAAAAAUUCAACUGGAAAAGAUGCAAGUAUAUCCUUGGAACUUGUUUUGUCAGGGUUAAAUAUUCAAUAUGCAAUAUACCCUGAUGGUGAGGUCAAUGUCUCAAAACUUUCCAUCUAUUCCCAAGACUUUCAUCUCUAUGACAGAAGUACAACUGCUCCAUGGAAGAUGGUGAUUGGGCAUUAUAACUCCAAGGAUCAUCCAAGAGAAUCCUAUGCUAAAGCAUUUAAGUUAGAUUUGGAAACUGUGAGGCCUGAUCCAACAACACCUAUUGAAGAUUACAGGUUAUAUCUUGAAUUUCUUCCAUUACGGUUGCAUCUGGACCAAAGCCAGAUAAAUUUCCUUAUCAGUUUCUUUAGCAAUGGAUCAUCUGUUGAAGAGUCUCCAAGCAUAUCUAAGGAUUCCGAUAUGUCAUGUAUAGCUGAGAAAAAGAUUAAUGUCCAUAGAAGUCAGCCAAUUGUUGAGGAAGCAUUACUUCCUUUCUUUCAGAAAUGUGAUGUGAAGCCUGUGGUUGUGCGUGUUGACUAUAUUCCUCGUCACAUGGAUCUAGCAUCACUUAGAAGUGGAAACUAUGUUGAACUUCUAAACCUGGUAUCCUGGAAGGGGAUUGACUUACAGCUGAAACAAGUGUGUGCUGUUGGUAUUUAUGGCUGGGCAAGUGUGUGCGAAACGGUAGUUGGGCAAUGGUUGGAAGAUAUUUCUCACAACCAGGUUCACAAAUUAUUGAAAGGCCUUGCUCCUGUUAAGUCAUUGGUUUCUGUUGCUGCUGGCACUUCUAAAUUGGUUACCCUGCCUGUCAAAAGUUACAAAAGAGAUAAGAAGCUUCUCAAGGGAAUGCAGCGGGGUGCAAUAGCUUUUGCUAAAAGCAUAUCUCUUGAAGCUGUUGCAUUGGGGGUUCAUUUGGCAUCAGGUGCUCACGAGAUACUACUUCAAACAGAGCUCAUUCUUAGGAAUAUUCCAACAAAUGCACCAUCACCAUUUGAAAAGGAUAGAAGAAAGAAAUCGGCAAACUCUAAUCAGCCUGUGGAUGCACAAGAAGGCAUCCGGCAGGCAUAUGAGAGUCUAAGUGAUGGCCUCAGUAGAACGGCUUCUGCAAUACUUGGAAAUCCUAUCAAAGAGUACCGGCGUGGUGCUGGCGCUGGAUCAGCUUUGGCAACUGCAGUCCGUGCUGCCCCUGCAGCAGCUCUAGCUCCUGUUACUGCUUCUGCUCAUGCCAUGCACUGCGCUCUUCUUGGUAUGAGGAACAGCUUGGACCCAGAACGCAAAAAAGAAUCUAUGAACAAGUAUCAUGGUUCCUCCCGGCCAUAGAUGCUCCAAGGCAAGACUGCAAAACUGAAGAUUCAGAUUCAGCCUAUUUUUGUUAGCUUUUGGCAACGCAAUUUCUUCCAACUGAUGAGUCCACACUGGACAAACACAACUUGUACAGAAAUGUAAGUAAAUAUGAACUCUCCAUAUAUAUAAUUCCCAAUGCCCACCCUGAUUCAUUCUUUUUUGUUAUUUUUCUUCCCUCCUGUAGGUAAAUAUUUAAACACAUUCUUUUUGUACCAGAAUGUAAAUAAUCCACGUCUUUAUUCAUAAUCUCAGGGCUUAUCUCUAUGCUUUUGUAACCCCACCAGAUGAGCAAAUUGCUCUGUAAAUAUCUCACAAUGUUUGUAAUUUUUUGCUUCUCAUCUUCUCUCAUGUAAGUUAACAUAUAUGAGUAUUGUACUGCAAUUUAUUUGGAUCACCACCUCUAUUUGAAAAAAAAAAAAAAUUGUAUU